GGCUGCUGUCCUCUCAGUGCAGCGGGAACUACCGCAAACAAGGGCUAUAUUAAUACAACCAUAUUAAUUACAGGCAAUGGGGCUCUUUGACGAGGGGCUCUCUCGGAACCUGUGCAUUUUGUCAUUGCUCAUUUGGACUUCUACAAGUGCAUUUAACCUGGACACGCAAAACGUCCUUAGGAAGAACGGUCAACCGGGCAGCCUCUUUGGAUUCUCUCUCGCCUUGCACCGGCAGCUCCAGCCGUAUGAUAAAAGAAUAUUGUUGAUUGGUGCUCCCAGAGCCAGGGCUUUAUCCAAUCAGGGAGCAAACAUCACAGGUGGGCUGUACAGCUGUGACAUCACCACUCAUCCCGAUGACUGCACUCGAGUGGACUUUGACAAUGAUGUUGAUGCUCGUGUGGAGAAUAAGGAGAACCAGUGGAUGGGUGUAACUGUUCAGAGUCAAGGACCUGGAGGCAAGAUUGUGACAUGUGCCCAUCGCUACCAGCGUCUGUUGUUCCCCAAUACACCCCAAGAGGCGCGUGACAUCACGGGACGCUGCUACAUGCUCAGUCAGGACCUCAGCAUUGACAGCCAAUCAGACGAGGAUGGGGGGAACUGGAAAUUCUGCGAUGGUCGCACCAGGGGUCAUGAAAGAUUCGGGGCCUGUCAGCAGGGCUUGGCCGCCACCUUCACUAAAGACUACCAUUAUGUCAUCUUUGGAGCACCAGGCGCGUACAACUGGAAAGGUAUAGUGCGUGUUGAACAGAAGAACAACACUCUGCUGGAAAUGGGCUUGUUUGAUGAUGGUCCUUAUGAGGUCGGGGAUGAGAACCGGCUGGAUCCAAAUCUAGUGCCAGUACCAGCCAACAGUUACUUAGGAUUCUCUCUAGAUUCCGGCCACAGUAUCACGAAGAAAGGCAAACUCAUCAUAGUGUCAGGAGCGCCGAGAGCCAAUCACAGCGGUGCAGUGGUGUUUCUGCGAAAGGAAGGCGAAGUGUCCACCACGCUCACACCUGAACACGUUCUGGAAGGACCAGGACUUGCAUCCUCCUUUGGAUAUGAUGUUGCUGUGGUGGACCUGAAUGGAGAUGGCUGGCAGGACGUUGUGGUUGGUGCACCGCAGUUCUUUCAGAGAGAUGAGGAAGUGGGUGGAGCCGUGUACGUUUACAUCAAUAAGGCUGGAAGGUGGAAGGACGUCGCUCCUACUCGCCUGAAUGGAACGAAAGACUCCAUGUUCGGACUGGCUGUGGAGAACAUUGGAGACAUUAAUCUGGAUUCUUUUGAAGAUAUUGCAGUAGGUGCUCCUUACGCAGACUCAGGGUCUGGUAGCGUGUACAUCUACCACGGAUCUGCUGACGGCAUCAAUACCACACCAGCUCAGAUACUCGAGGGUAAACAGCACAACAUUAAGAUGUUUGGCUAUUCUCUGGCUGGAAACAUGGACCUGGAUCAGAACUCGUACCCUGAUCUCGCCGUGGGCUCGCUCUCUGACACAGUUUUCAUAUACAGGUCCAAAACAGUUAUUAGCAUCAAGAAAGACAUCAAGGUGACACCGAAGGAAAUUGACUUGAUGAAGAAAACAUGUGGCAACAGCGUUUGCUUGACCGUGGAAGCGUGUUUCUCAUAUAAAGCAAAGCCCUCCACCUACAACCCCAAACUCACCAUUUCCUGUACACUUGAGGCAGAGUGGUACCGCAGGAAGCUGGGUCUUCCAUCUAGGGUUGUGUUUCUGGAGAAGAGUGCGAUGGAUCAGGACUUCCAGUCGACCGGCUCUCUGGAGCUACGAGGACAGAACAAGAAAGCCUGUUACAAGACCAAACUCAGACUACAAGAAGGCAUCAGGGAUAAGCUCAGAGCGAUUCCUAUCGAGGUGUCUGUGGCCAUUCAGAGCGCUAAGAGAGGCAAACGGCAGAGCUCUCUACCACAACUAACACCAAUACUAGACUCCACUGUGCCCAACAAGACCAUCACCGAGGUGAACUUCCUGAAGGAGGGUUGUGGCACAGACAACAUCUGUCAGAGUAACCUACACCUGCAGUACAGGUUCUGCUACAGGGAGUCCAAACAAGAUGUGUUUCCUCCUUUACCACUGGAGAAAGGGGUGCCGGUGAUUUCUCUGAGUGAUCAGAAGGACAUUGCUCUGGAGGUCACAGUCAGGAACAGGAAUGGAGAUGAUGCUCAUGAAGCCAAAUUGGUUGGGCAGUUUGAUGAAUCCCUCUCGUACUCUGGAUUCAGAUCUCUGAGAACUACUGAUAAACAUGUGAUCUGUGCUGCCAAUCAGAAUGGCUCCCUGGCAGACUGCGAGCUUGGAAAUCCUUUUAAAAGAGAUUCAGAGGUAACAUUCUAUAUCAUAUUGAGCACUGGCAAGAUAUCGCUUGACACCAAAGAGGUCGAGAUCGACCUUCAGCUGGAAACGACGAGUUCACAGGAAGGUCUGGGCAAAGUGAAGGCCAAAGCCAAAGUGGUGAUUGAACUACUUCUUUCUGUACAAGGGGUUGCUAAGCCAUCUCAGGUCUAUUUUGGAGGUGAAGUCAGAGGCAUGAGCGCCAUGAAGACAGAGGAGGAAGUCGGCAGCUUGGUCGAAUAUGAAUUCAGAGUGAUUAAUUUGGGAAAGCCUCUGAAGUCUUUUGGAACUGCAUCCCUGAACAUCCAGUGGCCUAAAGAAAGCUCUGUGGGGAAAUGGCUGCUGUAUCUGAUGAGGAUCAACACCAGGGACCUGCAGUUAGUCACCUGUUCACCUGAGAGAGAGAUAAACCCUCUCAGACUGAGUGAGGAGUCAAGAUCAACCAGGAGAAAGCGUGAGCUAGAGGAGCGGAAACCAGCUGAGGGGGUUAAAACAGCCCUCUUCCCUGACAAACGCAAGCACAAGAUUCUGUCAUGCAGUGGUGAUGCCAGAUGUGUGGAGAUCAAAUGCCCCCUACAGGGCUUGGACAGCACUGCGGUCAUCAUUUUAAAAUCCCGUCUGUGGAAUUCCACUUUCCUUGAAGAUUAUGUGUCCUACAAUUACCUCGACAUAAUAGUGAAAGCCUCCAUAAGUCUGGAUGUUUCUGCCAAGAACAUUGUCCUUAAAAAUCCUGAGACCCAGGUGAGGCUGACCGUGUUCCCGGAGACGACCGUGACUCCGUUCGGAGGCGUUCCCUGGUGGAUCAUUCUUGUGGCUGUUUUAGCUGGAAUACUAAUGCUGGCUCUUCUAGUUCUGUUACUCUGGAAGUGCGGUUUCUUCAAGCGGGCCCAGAAGGACGAGUAUGAUGCCGCUUUUCACAAAGCUGAGAUUCACGCUCAGCCCUCAGACAAACAGUCCACUGAGGCCUAGCUCUCCUUACCAGGUGUGGAUUUUUCAAACGCUCCAAAUAUGAGGACAGCGUUCCGAAAUAUCACGCGGUGAGGAUUCGUAAGGAGACACGUCUC
Molecule: messenger RNA, 3390 nt
Organism: Sinocyclocheilus anshuiensis
Lineage: Eukaryota; Metazoa; Chordata; Actinopteri; Cypriniformes; Cyprinidae
Gene: itga6a
Product: integrin, alpha 6a
Exons: 26
Coding region: 77-3295 (1072 amino acids)
Biological process (GO): cell adhesion mediated by integrin; integrin-mediated signaling pathway; cell-matrix adhesion
Cellular component (GO): external side of plasma membrane; integrin complex
Molecular function (GO): integrin binding
Source: RefSeq, a predicted model, not a curated record